Messenger RNA from Linderina pennispora, 922 nucleotides. RefSeq lists its product as uncharacterized. The coding region runs from base 217 to 819 and encodes 200 amino acids. The record is from RefSeq and is a predicted model, not a curated record. The transcript has a single exon. Lineage: Eukaryota; Fungi; Kickxellomycota; Kickxellomycetes; Kickxellales; Kickxellaceae.
CUUUGGUGGCGGGACUGAGUUGUCUUCUUAUCUUGCACUCUCUUUUUCCUUGCCAAUAUCCACACACCACUUCUUUAUUUGCUGACCUAUUUUCUAUGGACCUUAACAAACUGAAGGACGUUGCUGCCAUUGCGUUCCAGCAAUAUCAGAGCGAGAGGAUGAGAGAGGGAGGUCACAACUCCUACGCAAACGACAGGCGCCGAAACCAGGACUUGUAUGGCAACCCAGGGCACCACGAUGCAUAUAACCAGGUUGCGCAUGGGCCUGUCGGGCCGACAGACUACUCGUACUCGGACAUGCGAGGCAGUGCAGGCAGCGCCGGUAGACACGGCCAGCACCAGAUUACUUUCAGCGACCAGUAUGGGAAUGACCGCCCUUCUGGUCAUGGUAGCAGCAGCCAUCAUGCCGGGCCCGCAGCCCACUCAUAAGAAAAAGCGCAGACAUAGACAUAAGCAGCAGCCUGAGGCACAUGAUGCUUAUGACGCACCUGGCAGAUAUGGCAACCGCUAUGACAGCCGACAUGACAACGGCCACAACCCAUAUAACGGCGAGCAUGGGGCGCCAUCCAAUCGCCGGCCUGGCAUUAAGGAUGUGGGAAUCGCAGCGGCCACAUUCGCACUGACCUUGCUAAACCAACAGAAAAACCACUCGAAUGGCAGCGGUGGCUAUUACAAUGAUGGAUACUAUAACCAACACAGUCAGAGUGGGGGCAGCCAUCGCCAGAAUGGAGGUAGCUCCAACGGAUUUGACAAAGACGCUGUGGCCCACCUGGCAUCAAACUUCAUUGGAAAGAAGAAGGACAAGUCUGGUGGCCACUAAAGUAUAGCAUUUUGCUCAUUAGUACCGUUUCUCCCAAUAGUACGCCUAAAAAUUACUCCUGUGGACUGGUCUUGAUCUAGCCUCGAACAGCAUUCCACAGCUC